Aspergillus bombycis is the source of this 1314-nucleotide messenger RNA. RefSeq names its product aminotransferase-like domain-containing protein. The record is from RefSeq and is a predicted model, not a curated record. Gene Ontology annotation, molecular function: L-2-aminoadipate:2-oxoglutarate transaminase activity; pyridoxal phosphate binding. Gene Ontology annotation, biological process: biosynthetic process. The transcript has 3 exons. Bases 1 to 1314 code for a protein of 437 amino acids. NCBI's taxonomy places the organism in Eukaryota, Fungi, Ascomycota, Eurotiomycetes, Eurotiales, Aspergillaceae.
AUGGAUUCUCCAGAUGAGGUCAACCUGUUUCGUGGCUGGCCGAACCCCGCCUUGCUGCCCACAGACGCCUUAGCUGAGGCCUCCGCCACAGUCCUGGCUUCACCAACCAUCAGAGUUCCAGCUUUAAUGUAUGGUCCCGAUGAGGGUUACCAACCGUUGCGAGAACACCUUGCCCAAUGGUUGACGGGUUUCUACCAACCCCGCCAUCCUGUCUCUCCCGAGCGCAUCUGUAUAACCGGCGGUGCCAGUCAAAACCUGGCUUGUAUCUUUCAAGUUUUCACGGAUCCCUCGUAUACCAGAAAUGUCUGGAUGGUGGCCCCCACCUAUUUCUUAGCAUGUCGGAUAAUGGACGAUGCCGGGUUUGCUGGCCGCUUGAGGGCGGUACCUCAUAAUGAGUUAGGUUUGGACCUUGCAUUUCUCCGUCAAGAAUUGGUUAAGGCCGAGGAGAAAGCUCGAGCUGAGCAGCGUCUUGGACCGAAAUAUAAACUACCGAGGCCAUGGGCCAAAGUUUAUAAACAUCUUAUCUACGCCACGCCCACAUUUUCCAACCCGACGACCCUGACCAUGUCUUUGUCGGAUCGGGAGGGCUUGGUCCGUCUCGCGCGAGAAUUUGAUGCUCUGAUCGUGACAGAUGACGUUUAUGAUUUUCUACAAUGGUCACCUGAUUCAGAAAAACCACUAGCACAGCCCGACAAGGCUCAGAUCCCCCGUGUAGUGGACGUGGAUCGUUACCUUGAUGGUGGCCCUAAGGAUGAGUGGGGCAACGUGGUAAGUAAUGGAAGCUUUAGCAAGCUAAUCGGACCUGGUGCAAGAACUGGAUGGGCAGAGGGCACCGAAAAAUUCGCCUAUGGUCUAUCGCAAACAGGUUCAUCACGGUCAGGAGGGGCGCCAUCCCAGCUUUCGGCUGCCAUCAUUGCUCAACUGUUCCCCACGGGGUUCAUCCAAACCUAUGUCGACCAGGUCUUGCGGCCAAAAUAUGCAGAGCGCUACUAUCGCCUGAUGUCUGCCGUCCAUGAGCACCUUCUUCCCCUUGGUGUAACGCUUCCACCCACGUCGCCAGAUGUUGUGGGAGGGUACUUUGUCUGGAUCCAACUGCCCCCACCACUACAGGCGGAUGAUGUUGCGACCGUAGCGCUUCAAGAGUAUAAGGUGAAUGUUAUUGCUGGUAAUCGAUUUCGUGUUCAAGGUGACCCCGACACUAGCAGAAACAGUUUUGACAGAGGCAUACGUCUCUGUUUCGCUUGGGAUCAUGAGGACAAGUUAGCGGAAGGGGUGCGUCGACUUGCAAAUGCUAUACGCUCCGCACUUAAAUAA